AUGCCGUCUCAAGUGUCCCCAUCCGUUGGUCAUCAUACAACUGUCCAAAUCGAAGGAGAGCAGUCAACCAAUGUUGAGGAAUCAAAAUCCUUCUGUAUUGGUAUUCUGGCUCUUGUCUUCGCCGUCAUCGUCCUUGGCAUUAUCUUCAUCUUCUUCGGAAUGCCAGCAUCGAACGGAAUCAAACUCGAAUUGUUCGAGGUCUCAAUGAGUCUCCGAGAUCUCAACAGAUUCUUUUCUUGCUGGUUAAACAAAACAUCUAAUCAUCGGUUGAAGCAUCUAUCGGUACUGUCACCUGGACAUUUCAAUGAAGGCAUUCUUCUCGGAGGACUAGAUGCUACUCGUUUCACUGAAGAACAAACAAGAAAAUUCCAAUCAUUAUCUCCUCUACCACGACUCACUGGAGGAUUCGAAGUGAGAAGAAUUGAUGGACAGUUGGCAGCUAUUACAUUUGGAAGUAUUUUUGGGAAUACAUUCAUCAAUUUUGACGCUUCUCUAAUGCCGUCUCAAGUGUCCCCAUCCGUUGGUCAUCAUACAACUGUCCAAAUCGAAGGAGAGCAAUCAACCAGUGUCGAGGAAUCGCAAUCUGUCUGA
Messenger RNA from Caenorhabditis remanei, 591 nucleotides. RefSeq lists its product as uncharacterized. Bases 1 to 591 code for a protein of 196 amino acids. Lineage: Eukaryota; Metazoa; Nematoda; Chromadorea; Rhabditida; Rhabditidae. The record is from RefSeq and is a predicted model, not a curated record. The transcript is spliced from 3 exons.